AUGGAAAAUUUCUACUGUCACAAGGGUAUAUCCGUGAGUAUAGAAGGUGAUUCAGAGCAACCAUUUAACUGGACCACAGAGAAAGUUGAGACUUGUGACAAUGAAAUAUACUGCCAGGAGUCUGUGCUGGUCAUCAAAACAGGGGGCCAGACAGCAGUGCUGGCCACUAAGGGCUGCAUCGCUGAAGGGGAACAGGCCGUGACAUUUGUCCAGCACUCUCCAUUUCCUGGUAUAUUCACCAUUUCAUACAGCAACUACUGUGGGUCGUCCUUUUGCAACAGCAGAGAAGGGAUAUCUGAAUUACUGCAAACACAAGUGACCUCAGCUCCCGGAAAGGCAACCAGCCUCCACUGCCCAACCUGUGUGGCUUUGGGGUCCUGUUCCAGUGCGCCUUCUCUUCCCUGUCCCAGUGGAGUAACUCACUGCUAUCAAGGAAGACUUCAGGUUAUUGGAGGAGGCAUCAACGCAGAGCUGGAGAUCAAAGGCUGCUCAUCCUCAGCUGGUUGCAGGCUCAUGUCUGGGUUCUUUACAAUAGGACCCAUGUGGGUGAAGGAAAAGUGUCCAUUUCAGCCUCUCUCUCAACCCCAAAUAAUUGAAAAUGGGGCCACCUGCCUUCCCAUUGCAGUGCAGAGGUCAGCGCUACUGCUACCGCCACUGCUACAGCAGCUUGCCCAUCGUCCCUGAGGAAGCGCGAGCCUUUGACUGCUGA
This is a messenger RNA of Condylura cristata (star-nosed mole), 709 nucleotides long. It is a transcript of the gene TEX101, whose product is annotated as testis expressed 101. Bases 1 to 684 code for a protein of 227 amino acids. Gene Ontology annotation, biological process: binding of sperm to zona pellucida; regulation of flagellated sperm motility. NCBI's taxonomy places the organism in Eukaryota, Metazoa, Chordata, Mammalia, Eulipotyphla, Talpidae. Gene Ontology annotation, cellular component: plasma membrane; plasma membrane raft. The transcript has 4 exons. The record is from RefSeq and is a predicted model, not a curated record.